UUUUCAAUUCAUUUCAGUACACAUUCUCACCUGGUUUAGUACACCAAACCACACAACUUCUCUUCCACCUCUCUUUUUGAAUUUUUGUACUUUAUUCCCAAGUGCGUUGCGUAAAGAGUAUUUUUCCCAAAAAUCGCACCUUUCCAGAAAAUCGGGAAAAUUCGGAAAACAGUGGUGAAAAAUUCUCUGUGAUCUAAUUAGCAAAAAGAAAAUCCAAGAAAAAAAAUUUGUUUGUGAUAUUUUAAUUUAAAACAAAAAAAAACAAAACGAAAAUGAAAUCAUUCGUUGCUGUUGCAUGUGUUGCACUUUUCGUUGCUGCCGUUUAUUCAGCCGAUGAGGAGAAAAAGGAGGGAGACGUUAAAAUCUACAAGCGCCUUAUUCCAGCUGAUGUUCUUAGAGAUUUCCCUGGAAUGUGCUUUGCAUCAACCCGUUGUGCCACAGUUGAACCAGGCAAGACAUGGGAAUUGACUCCAUUCUGUGGACGUUCAACUUGUGUUGUAUCUGAAGAUCAACCACCAAAACUCUUGGAAUUGGUUGAAGAUUGCGGACCACUUCCAUUGGCCAAUGAUAAGUGCAAACUGGACACCGACAAGACCAACAAGACCGCCCCAUUCCCAUACUGUUGCCCAGUAUUCACAUGCGAAGCUGGAGCCAAAUUGGAAUAUCCAGAAAUCAAACAAGAAGGUGAAGAGAAGAAGAAUUAAAUAAACAACAAAAAAAAAAAUUAUAUAAAAUCAACAAAGUAAACUAUUAAGACAUAAAUAAAAUUAAAAAAAAAAACAACAAUUUUUCUACAACAAACAUCUACCAAACAUCUAGAAAAAGAAAUCAAUAAAAUGUAAAUAAUUUUUUAGUUGUUCAUUUUGGAAAUAAAUAGAGAGAAAAUAAAACGUACGAAAUGAAACACUCAUAUAUAUAUAUAUGUAUAAAGAUAUAACAAAAAAAAUUAAGAAAAAAUUCUAAAACUAAAUAUAAAACCAGAAAAAAUAUUCAAACCAACGAAAUUUAGAAACAUAAAAAAAAUACGCACAACCAACAAACAUUUAGAAGUUUUCUCUGUUUUUUUUUUUGAUAUCUUGAAAAUAAAAACAAAAUAAAAUAAAAAAUUAAAACCUUAUCUAGUGCUUUCUAUCCCAUAUAACACCAACCAACCGUAGAAAAUCGUCAUCUAGAUUUUUAAAUCUUUUUUUACAUUGAAAACAAGACAAAAAAAAAAAAAA
Messenger RNA from Hermetia illucens (black soldier fly), 1220 nucleotides. RefSeq lists its product as uncharacterized. Lineage: Eukaryota; Metazoa; Arthropoda; Insecta; Diptera; Stratiomyidae. Bases 273 to 704 code for a protein of 143 amino acids. The transcript has 4 exons. The record is from RefSeq and is a predicted model, not a curated record.